This is a messenger RNA of Oenanthe melanoleuca, 1989 nucleotides long. RefSeq names its product leucine rich repeat containing 75A (gene LRRC75A). The coding region runs from base 37 to 1491 and encodes 484 amino acids. NCBI's taxonomy places the organism in Eukaryota, Metazoa, Chordata, Aves, Passeriformes, Muscicapidae. The record is from RefSeq and is a predicted model, not a curated record. The transcript is spliced from 4 exons.
CAGCCCCCGCAUGCAGCCCUGCGGGAGCCGCUGGCCAUGGGCACCAAGCAGACCAAGGGCUGCCAGCCGGAGAGCCCCCCGGGCCAGCCCCGCAAGAAGGUGGCCACCAGGGAACGGGGCGAUUUCCUGGCUUCCCUGGUGGCCAAGUCCGGCGAGAAGUUGGGGAGGGGCGCUGGCCCCGGCUCGCCCCCGUACCACCGGCGGAUCUGCAUGAUCCAGGACAUGCUGCUGCUGCUCAGGCAGGGCAGGCAGGAGGAGGCCAGCGAGCUGCUGAAGAACCUGCGGCAGGAUUUGGGGAUGGAAUCCACCUCCCUGGAUGAUGUCCUCUAUCGCUACGCCAGCUUCCGAAACCUGGUGGAUCCCAUCACCCACGACCUCAUCAUCAGCCUGGCCAGAUACAUCCACUGCCCCAAACCAGAAGGAGACUCCCUGGGGGCCAUGGAGAAGCUGUGCAGGCAGCUCACCUACCACCUGAGCCCCCACUCGCAGUGGAGACGCCAGGGCAUCGUCAGGAGGAAACCUCAGUCCUGCCUGAAGGCCGCGCUGACGGGCACACCGCCGGACAACACCGUGGACCUGUCGGGCAUCCCGCUGGGCGCCAGGGAGGUGGAGCGGCUGCGCUCGUACCUGGAGCAGAGCUCGGAGCACAUCGGCGCGGUGGAGCUGUGCUUCACGGAGCUGACGGACGAGCUGCUGCUGCGGCUGCUGCCCGCGCUGCGCGGCCUGCCGCGCCUCACCACGCUGGGCCUCAGCGGCAACCGCCUGACCCGCGCCGUGCUGCGCCAGCUCACCGAGUGCCUCAAGGACCCGGCCAGCUUCCCCCGCGUCACCUGGAUCGACCUGGGCAACAACGUGGACAUCUUCUCGCUGCCGCAGCCCUUCCUGCUCGGCCUCAAGCGGCGCUGCCCCAAGCAGGGCAACCUGCCCACCAUCAUGGAGUUCGGGGAGGGGCAGGGCGGCGAUGCCGAGGGGCCGGAGGGGAUGGCGGGCGGCCGGCAGGAGCUGAGGGCAGGGCAGGAGUUGAGGGCAGGGCCGGAGCCGAGGGCAGGGCAGGAACUGAGGGCAGGGCAGGAGCCGAGGGCAGGGCAGGAACUGAGGGCAGGGCAGGAACUGAGGGCAGGACAGGAACUGAGGGCAGGGCCGGAGCCGAGGGCAGGGCCGGAGCCGAGGGCAGGGCCGGAGCUGAGGGCAGGGCAGGAGCUGAGGGCAGGGCCGGAGCCGAGGGCAGGGCAGGAACUGAGGGCAGGGCCGGAGCCGAGGGCAGGGCCGGAGCCGAGGGCAGGGCAGGAACUGAGGGCAGGGCAGGAGGUGAGGGCAGGACAGGAACUGAGGGCAGGGCAGGAGCUGAGGGCAGGGCCGGAGCCGAGGGCAGGGCAGGAACUGAGGGCAGGGCCGGAGCCGAGGGCAGGGCAGGAACUGAGGGCAGGGCCGGAGCGGGCGGACAGAGCGGCCGGGGAUGGCUCGGAGCAAGGAGCCGCGGCACAGACGUGAUGGCAAAGAGCCACCACAGCACGGACAUGGUGGCCAGAGCCGCACCACAGCACGGACAUGGUGGCCAGAGCCACACCACAGCACGGACAUGGUGGCAAAGAGCCACGGCACGGACAUGAUGGCCAGAGCCACACAACAGGCAUGACGGCCAGCCCUUGAGUGGGCACCUUGAGAAAGGAGCCUCCACAGCACGGACAUGAUGGCCAGAGCCACAGCACAGACUGAUAGCAAGGAGCCACCACAGCACAGACUGAUGGCCAGCCCUGGGUGGGCACCUUGAUGCCCAGCCCCUUGUGCAAGGAGCCACAGCACAGGCAUGAUGUCCAGCCCUGGGUGGGCACCUUGAUGCCCAGCCCCUUGUGCAAGGAUGACUCCAAACCUCAGAGCUGGAAGGGUCUGUCCCCACUCCUGGAUGCUCCACGAGUCCCAGCUGCUGCCUCCCCCCAUGCCAUGAAUGUCAGUGAUUCUCUUCUCAAAGAACACCUAAAAGUGAUCACA